AAAAAGCUCACCUUACACCUUGACUUCCAACGGCCAUUUCACCGCCCCUUCACCAUGGCGGCCAAACAUGCCGCGCAAGACCUUUCCGACGCCGCACUGGGAGGUCCAAUUGGCCUGAAAGAUGGCUACUUUGUCGAUAAUUACGGACGCACGCUCACCCUGCACGGCCUCAACAUCUCCGGAGCAAGCAAGCUGCCUACGACGCCCAACGGCCUGUCUCAUCUCACCGAUGGCUUCUUCGAGCACCGGACGGUGACCUUCAUCGGCAGGCCGUUCCUACUUGAAGAUGCGCCGCUGCACUUCAGACGGCUGCAGGCUUGGGGCCUGCCCCUUGUCCGUCUGCUUGUUACGUGGGAGUCGAUAGGACACUCUGGGCCGGACCCGGAGACGGAUGUUGAUCUUGAGUAUAUCGAGUACCUGCGCCAGCUCAUCGAGAUCAUGCCAAAAUAUGGCAUCAAGUGCUUCAUCUGCGCUCAUCAGGACGUGUGGAGCCGGUUCAGUGGCGGCAGCGGUGCACCCGGCUGGACGUUUGAGGUUGCUGGGCUCGAUGUCGAGGCGUUCACUGAGACUGGAGCCGCGUAUGUACAUGGUCAGGAUGAGCUGAGGAGAACUACUGCUCCUGUGAAUGAGAAGGAGCCGAGCGGUCCGUUUGUGUGGCCAUCUGGGUACCAGAAAAUUGCAGCAUCGACGAUGGCGACGUUGUUUUGGGCUGGCGACGCUCUGGCGCCAAAGCUGCAAUGUCAGCGAGCAACGAACGGCAAAGUCGAGACUGUAUCGGCUCAGGAGUUCCUUCAGAGUGCCUUCAUCGAAGCCUUUGGCCGACUCGCGGAUGAAGUUGCUGGACUCGAGGCAUGCGUUGGAUUUGAGCCGUUGAAUGAGCCGCAUCGAGGUCUCGUCAAUCUUCACGGGUUCGACGGAUGGAACUACGAUACCGACUUGCAUAUCGGAUAUUACCCCUCUUUAACACAGGCGCUCGCCCUUGCAAGUGGCUACGCUCAGGAAGUCAACUACUACGUCAAGUCCUGGCCGUUCCCUACUCGGAUCUCACACAAAACUAUCGUUGACCCGAAGGGAAGAUCUGCCUGGUUGGCUGCCAAGGCAAAUGCAUCGACGCCACAAAAUUAUGGUCUCGGGGAAUGUGUAUGGCGCGCUCACGGCGUCUGGGACUGGAAUGAAGCUAAAAAGGGGCCCAAGGUUCUGCAGCAAGACUACUUUGAGGUGGAUCAUCGGCCAGGCCGUGAAGGCAAGCCGCUGGAAUGGUACCGUGACUUUUACGGUUCCUUUCUCAAGCGCUUUUCUGACCGCGUCUCACGGAAGUCUUCCCGCCAAUUCUGCUUCUUCGAGCCGAUACCGAACGAGUUCGUGCCCCCUUGGAUCGGUCAGGAUGGAAAGGUGGACGAAGCCGGACAGAAGCAGACAUAUGCGACUAAGACGAUCAUCGACACCCCGAGACCAGAGAACCUCGUCUUUGCGCCUCACUUCUACGACCUCAACGUACUAUUCAGCAAGCAUCACUCUUGGAUGAGCGUCAACGUCCAGGGCUUAUCGAGAGGCAUGUUCAUCUUGAAGGCACUCUACUUCGGCGCCAAAGCACUCCGCCAAAACUACCGCACGCAGCUCGCCAACAUUCUCAAGUACGGGCAAAAGUCGUUGGGUACCCACGUGCCCGCCCUCAUCGGUGAGGUCGGAAUACCCUACGACAUCAACGGCGGCGAAGCGUUCAAGACGGGUCAGUACGAUAAGCUACGAGAGCUGAUGCACGCCCUCGUUUCCGCCAUGGAGGAUAACAAUCUCGCAUUUACGUUGUGGAAUUAUAACCCUGACAACCGGGUCGGGUACGGUGAUGGGUGGAACAAGGAAGAUUUCUCUGUCGUUAAUGGCGAUACUGAAGCCAAGCCGGGCCACAUUCUGCCAGACUAUGCGAACGAAGCGCAUGAGGAUGACGAGCUAUACCGCGGUGGGAGGGUCCUUGACGUGGUUAUCCGCCCCUACGCCGUCAAAAUUGCAGGUCGCCCUGUUCGUUCGGACUGGAACCCGCGGACCCUCCACUACGAAUUUGCGUGGACUUCAGAAGCCGAAAGCGACGCCAAGAACGGUAAGAGCCAGCCAGAAAAGUCGCGGACGACGGAGAUAUUUGUGCCAAAGUACCACUACGCAGAUCGCAACAUCGACAUCAAGGUCAGCGACGGAGAGUGGUCGUAUGAUCCUGAUCUAGCGACGUUGUAUGUGCACCACGACGGGAGCAAGAGCACGCACCGCUUGACGAUUGAUAUUACGAAUAUACCGAGGCAUCUGAUGGAGACUGUGGAAAGAAGGCGGCGGGCGUUCCCGCCUAGUUUCCCAUUGAGUCUCAUCUCGCCUAGUACGGAGCUUGCGAUUGAGGAGUUGAUGAUGCCGAUGUUGUUGCCUGGACUUCUUGUCAUUUUGCUGGCUAUUGUGACGAUGUUUGUCUAGUGUCACGUGGUUAAUCCAUGGUUGAAUAGUAGUGCGGUAGAUGUUCGAAGUUGAUGGGUUUAUAAAUCGGGUGCUUAAAUGAGCUUCGUGAGAGGCCUUAGAUCACAGGCAUAAGGACAUGUACUGGCUCAUGCCUAUUAAACCUCAAAAAUUGAAGUACGCUGACAAUA
Molecule: messenger RNA, 2624 nt
Organism: Colletotrichum phormii
Lineage: Eukaryota; Fungi; Ascomycota; Sordariomycetes; Glomerellales; Glomerellaceae
Product: glycoside hydrolase family 5 protein
Exons: 1
Coding region: 55-2454 (799 amino acids)
Molecular function (GO): beta-glucosidase activity
Source: RefSeq, a predicted model, not a curated record